This is a messenger RNA of Striga asiatica, 720 nucleotides long. The record is from the annotation of a GenBank genome assembly. NCBI's taxonomy places the organism in Eukaryota, Viridiplantae, Streptophyta, Magnoliopsida, Lamiales, Orobanchaceae.
AUGUCUGGCUCAAUACUCAUGUCCCGCAUCUCAUCGAAAAAUGAUUCGGCCUCCUCCGGCGAUUUCCAGCCCGAGAGCAGUAUAUUGAAUAUUUGGCCGGAACUCGCGCUUCAAGGCGUGAUAAACGUUCCUGGCGUCACUCAUGCUCUUUUCCUGGCACAAGCUUCUGAACAAAGCGUUGUAACAGCUGACAUCGAAAUCUGUGACGAGUCUUCGGAACCGUUUGAAGGACUCGACGGUCUGCCUAACCGAGCAGACCUUAGCCACCCGGCCCAAGACGACCUGAACGGUUCUUGGGGUGAUCAAGGACCGAUCUUUUCUCUUGAUUUCGGACAGAAGAACCCAGAUUUCAUCGAAUUUCCGGUUCCGGCCAAGAAUGUAGAGCACGGUGUCCAGGGAAAAGGGUGUGGGGACAAACCCAUUGAUAUUCGAGGUGAUUCUAACUCCAAAGCGGGGAGUGGGCUUGAGUGGGAAAAGCGGACCCUUUUGAGGACCCCAUCGACCAAUUCGUUCGAAAAGUGGAUUCGGGAUGCUAUGAGGGAGCGCCUCAGGGACUGGGCGUCCGGCGAGGUCGUGAUUAUGCGAUUUUCUCAACUGCGUCGUUUUGAGGAGGAGGAGGAGGAGGAGGCGGCGGCGAGGACUGAGGCUGGAGAUGAGGGAUUGCUGAGAGGUACCUUCUCGUCAAUGGCGUCGAGGAGUGGAGGAGCGAUUUGGCCGUGA